This is a messenger RNA of Daldinia vernicosa, 2145 nucleotides long. Its product is annotated as ergosterol biosynthesis ERG4/ERG24 family-domain-containing protein. The transcript is spliced from 3 exons. Gene Ontology annotation, cellular component: endoplasmic reticulum membrane. Gene Ontology annotation, biological process: ergosterol biosynthetic process. Gene Ontology annotation, molecular function: Delta24(24-1) sterol reductase activity. Bases 145 to 1920 code for a protein of 591 amino acids. The record is from RefSeq and is a predicted model, not a curated record. NCBI's taxonomy places the organism in Eukaryota, Fungi, Ascomycota, Sordariomycetes, Xylariales, Hypoxylaceae.
CACACUCCAAGUUUAACCCCGAGCACGACCUCUGGAUGGAACUCUUAUUUUGUUCCCUGACUCAUUAAUUUCUAAUCCCCAACUGACGAGCUUCUUUAUAAGUAGCCGUUGUCCAUUCAUUCGCACACAUUUGAUUUAUUCAAAAUGUCUUCAAGGUAUUCCUUACGUGCAACUCCUAGGAAAAAGGAGCUGUUUGACGGUAUGGUCGAGACUCCUGGCCGCCGCGCGACGCGACGUAAAUCUCAGUUCCCCCCUAUUGCGGACGGCGCGUCCGACGACGGCGACUCUAGCUCUGCUGCCGAAACAACUAGAUCUACUAGGUCCACAUCUGUACGGCGUCGGGGAGUUGGCAAAUUUAUCGAGCACAUGGACGAUUCGGAUACCGCGUCAAAAGAGGAGUUCAGUCCUGUCGCUAAGGAGAAGCUUUCUACUGUCAUGAAUGGCAACGGCAACGGCAAAGCCGAUAUCAAAUCAGAGCCGGUAGAGAAUGGUCAUACUAAUGGAUAUACGAAUGGACAUACGAAUGGACAUGUCAACGGGUACGCUAAGGAUAAAGUCGUUGACGGUUGGAAGCCGGGCACGGAUCCCAAGAUCGAUCACUCCGGCGUCUUCGAGUUCGGAGGUAGCCUCGGUACUUUAGCCCUCAUGAUUGUAUUUCCGACUCUCAUGUGGUAUAUGUGGAUUGGCGCAACUUAUUAUGAUGGCAAACCUCCGCUGCCGCUCGAAGGGGAGUCUAUUGCUGACUUCGGCUGGCGCAUGUGGAAUCACGUCUACACGGGCGCUUUCCCUCACCUGCGCGCAUGGAGAAUCUACUGGACCUACAUUAUCUUCGAGGCCGCUUGCUACUGUCUUCUACCUGGCGUCUGGGGUUAUGGAAAGCCUCUUCCCUUCGAGGGAGGCAAGCAGCUUCGGUAUUACUGUUCGGCGUAUGCUAGUUUCUACUUCACCAUCGUUGUGAUAGGCGUGCUGCACUUUACUGGUCUGUUUAAGAUUAAUACCCUUUUGGAUGAGUUCGGUCCUCUCCUGUCCGUCGCUAUCCUAUCUGGUUUCCUGGUUGCUAUUGUCGCAUACUUCUCCGCGUUGAUUCGAGGUGCCCAACACCGAAUGACUGGCUACCCCAUCUACGACUUCUUCAUGGGAGCCGAGCUGAACCCGCGCAUGUUCGGAAUCCUCGACUUCAAGAUGUUCUACGAAGUGCGCAUUCCCUGGUAUAUCCUGUUUGGACUAACCUGCGCGGCUGCGGCUCGGCAAUACGAGAACUACGGCUACGUCUCGGGUGAAGUAUGGUUCCUGCUUAUGGCUCACUAUCUCUACGCCAACGCUUGCUCCAAGGGCGAGCAACUCAUCAUUACUACCUGGGAUAUGUACUACGAGAAGUGGGGUUUCAUGCUGAUCUUCUGGAACAUGGCUGGUGUCCCUCUCUCAUACUGCCACUGCACCCUCUACCUGGCUAGCCAUCACCCGUCGGAAUACGCCUGGAAUAAAUACGCCUUAGCUGCGUUCUUCAUCCUCUAUAUUUCCGUGUACAUCAUCUGGGACCAAGCCAACGGGCAGAAGAACGCCUUCCGGACCCAGGAGCGCGGCAAUCUCCAGAAGCGCUAUGCCUUCCCCCCGCUCCCAUGGAUCUACAUUGAUAACCCCAAAACUAUCGACACGCAGACCGGUGAUAAGCUGCUUGUUGAUGGUUGGUACGGAUAUGCGCGCAAGCUGCAUUACACCUGUGAUGCGUUCUUCGCCAUCAGCUGGGGCCUGAUCACGGGGUUCAACAGCCCCUUUCCUUGGUUCUACCCGUUCUUCUUCUGCUGCAUGAUCACGCAUCGUGCCCACAGGGAUAUCGCACGUUGUAGGACGAAGUAUGGUGAUGCGUGGAAGGAAUAUGAGAGACAAGUACCGUACCUGUUCAUUCCGUACGUCAUUUAAUCUUUUGAAAGUCGACGUUCGGUGAACAUACGUCAUUCAACUUAUCAGAUUCUAUCCCUAGACGACCUAUAGGCAUAUAGAGCUCAUACCCGCUAGCAGUUCUUUUACUUGUAUAUACUUGAGAUUGCCCCCCCCUACGACUUUUUAAAAAUCGGCUGCAAGCCAGCUAGCAAGAGAAGCAUGAUUGAUGGUGAUGGGAGCAUGCUGCGAAUGAAUAAGGCCGGA